AUGGGCUCCACGGAAGAUCAGCUCGUGAGUACGUCCGCCUUCGUUAUGGCGCCGUCGGCCUUUCCAGGCCUGGACGUCGCCGGGCGCGCAGGGGAGCUCAUCGAAGGUACAUCUACCUUGGGCGUCGGGCCUUUCGGCCAUUUGCCCGGCACCCUGCAGCAGUUACAACAGCUACAACCAAACCAGCUGUUCCAGCUUAUCCGGCAAGAGGCCGCCAACAGCACUCCAAAAGAUCAAUCAGUUGCGCAUCUGCAAUCGUCCCAGCAGCGUUCUCAACGACACGACCCCAGCGACCAGCUCAACGGCAAAGAGAACCAAAGGCCAGGCGGUGCAGCUGGUCCAACUGCAGUUAUCCCUAGUGUUGGCCUCGCCAGUUGUAGUGCUGGAGGUGGAGGGGCGCUUCUUGCGCACCUCGCAGAAAGCCAAUCAAGACAGCAACAGAAGGAGCUGUCCUUUGGGGGCCUGCCAAACCUUCAGGGCCUUCAGGGCCGGCACAACGCUUAUGAAGCCGAUGACUCGGAGCCCGAGGAAAUCACUUCGGACCUCCACGAUCGGCAGGGACCGCAAACACCGUCCGGGCAUCUGCACGGCCUAUUCCAAACUUCUCCGCCGGCCGCGACUGGGCAGCAUCUUUCCCACGCACACGUGGAGCUGCCACCGUUUGGAAAGACAUCGGUCAUCCGUGAGACGAGACAAGCAAGCAGUAGUGAUCAGCUUGUGAAUAGCUGUGGCCCAAUAGUAAUUUCGUCCUCUGGGAGCUCACCCCUAAAACAACAACCUCUAGGCCUUCUUAACGUAAACGGUCCUUUACUUCGACUCCCGUCAUUGAAGCAGGAGGAUACCGGUGAUCACCAAGACGAGAAUCGGCCUUUAAGUGGAUUUCUACCGACGUUUAAUUUCCCGUCAAGUCACGGGCUAAGUAUACAUCCGAUUAAUCCAGUCAAUUCUGGGGGAAGCAACUCAAACUUGAUUGCCUUAGCGGCCUCUUCACUGGAAAGCAGCUCCUCCUUAACGUCAGGCGGACAGGCCAACUCCAACGGUCUGCAAGCUCAAAACAACAACAACAACCAUUUCACGCCGAGCACUGCUCCGUCACCUUUACAUUUUUCUACAGCACACUCACCGCACUCGCAGGCGUCUGUAAUUAUGGACCCGCAGCACCUAUAUCAGUUGCAAGCCGCUCAACAGGUGGCGGCAGCACAGCAGCUCGUGUCGUUGGGUCAGGCGGCAGCAGCCGCUCAUGGCGGGCAACCGCCGCCGGUAUCAGGUCUUCAACUCCUCAAUUAUGCUAACCAAAACAAUUCCAACAACAACUCGUCUAACAAUGGCAGUAGCGAACAUAACCUUGCCGUGGCUUUAGGUGUUUCAGGCUACGCAGGUGUCGGCGGCGUGGCAGCCACGCAGAACGCGGGUUCUGCCACACCAGAAAAACCGUGGCCAUGCCCGUCGUGCAAGAUUCCGUUCGCAUCCGCAAUUGAGCUGCAGGCUCAUCUUACCACGCACACGCAGAAACCGGGCCAGGUAAAGGUCGAAGGGCGCAACAUUCCAUGUGAAGUGUGCGGAAAGUUGUUUGCUACCCAAGACCGAAUGAAGGCUCAUAUGCGUUCAGCUCACCAAGCCGACAAGAACUGCUCGUGCAGCAUCUGUGGAUCAGGCGGCGUAUGCCCCCAAUCCGCAGGAUUCAGCUACCGCUGCAAGCUCCUGGACCACAUGAGAUCCCACAGCGGUGAGCGGCCGUUUCACUGCGACGUUUGUGGACGAGGCUUUUCGCAGAAGAACCACCUCACGCGGCACAUGAUGAUCCACACCGGGGAACGGCCGUUUGCUUGCGAGUUUUGCGGCAGAGGCUUCUACAGGAAGGAUAAACUCACUAGACACAGGCGCACACAUACUGGCUGGCCUCCGGGCGAGGCACCGAAGGCGACGAACGGCGAGCAAGUUGGCAUGGCGCUGGCUCUGAUGAACCAGUCGGUUCAGCCGAGCAGCGGCAGCGGCGGCGCGAGCGGCCAGCAGGGCGGGGGCGGCGGGGGCGGCGGCCGCGGUGGGCGGCGAGCCACCAUCAACCCCGUCACGUGCCACUGCGAAAUCUGCGGCCGCGGGUUCACCGAGCGGGCGCAUCUCGCGCGGCAUCACAUGAUCCAUACGGGCGAGACUCCCUUCAUCUGCCCCGUCUGCCAGAAGGGCUUCUACAGAAAGGACAAGCUCAACGGCCACAUGCGCACGCACACUGGUAUGUCCCCUCUGACGACCUACCUAGCUACGACCACCUGAGCAGCUACAACAACAACAACAACAAUACAACUACCACUAUGAGUCUGAUCAUGCUAAUAACGAUCAAAAACACCAAAAGUGAUACCAGAAAAAGAGACAAACGACAAAACAACAACAAAAGGCAAAAUCAAGCUCAGAGAUACGCACGUACAUAGACGUCCACGCACAAACACGCACUAUACAUGGAAGACGCACAAUCAGUUUCCGACCUCCUGGGUGUCACAAUAAUUUAGGAUAUGAUUGACCCCCGAGUCAUGUAGAUUGCAAGAACGCGACUUUAAUGCUAUUUCAUUGUUACUUAUAACAGUAACAUUUAGAUCGGGCUAACUGACUGCGCAUAGUACCUAUAGCUCGUUACUUAAAUUAUCAAAAAAAUAUAUAUUUAACGCUUUAUACUGCUAAACUGCUAGCUAUGGCUGGCUGUUGUUGUUUGCAUGACGCUUUUGAUUUCGUCUGAAAAGAGUAUUGAAGGCCAAGUCUAUAUGCACUGCUCAGUGCUUGCUUACCUUCAUCCGUAUAGAUAAACUUGCCAGUGCGUUUCUACAUUUUAAUAUGUACUAAAUGCACGCCUGGACUCAUCAUUGAACUGCUAGAAGUUCGUCAAAAUAAGUAUUGUCACAUAAUCAGCGGAACACGUAGCGAGCUUGGAACAUGUCAAGUUAGCUUAAUAAAAACUAUGUAACAGAGUCAACGGUUUUCCGUAAAAUGAGUUGAGCAGUACGAUGAAAGCUUAGUAUUUUUAAAGUCAAGUAACACGCCCAGAAGAUUCAUAAACACGUUUCUUCAAACAUCAACAUGUCGGCUAUCUAACGCUACUACAACGGCACAAAUACACAACACGUAAAUGACAAUGGUUAAAAGAGCAUCAUGACCUAGCUAUUCACUAGUCAGUCGACAAUAGGCAACGUUACAUUCUUCUAGAAAAGGAAAGUGUUCCAUGCGUCUCUUAUAUGCUCUCGCCUACGCCGUUCUUUUUUUAAUUACUUUCAGUUUAACAAAGAAAUGUCGACGUUGGUAAAAACACAAGCUGAUACUCUCAUAUAAAAUAUUAAGCAUACAAAUUGAUAAAGAUAGCGAUCGAGUAGAACUUCCUAUUCUCUAUAUCUAAAUGGAUGAGUUUACCUUGCCGAUGCUCUGAAGCACUUCGUGCAAUGGAUGACAAUAUGUGGUCGAUAGAUACCUUUACAUAGAGUUACUAUUAUCGCUAGAACACAGAACUAGAUUAAGUAAAUAUCAUGAAGUGUAGACGAACUCUACAACACCUAGAUCUCAUGGUUGCUGAUAAUGACUGACAAGCACUGUUCACUGUUGGCUGUUGAAACCAGUUAAAGUACGAACCUGACAUCUACUAUUGUCCGAUUUACGAAGUGGAUAAAGUCAUACGAUUCACAGCAAGAGCGAUCAUGUCACAAGCAUGUCACGAUUGCAAAUGUUCCCUCAGAUCGUGUAAAAAAGGAAACAAUGUCUUCUGGAAGUAGCGUGGAAAGAGAACGCUAGAGAUAGCUGGAAAACAAGUGCGACUCGUGAAGCUUUUGCAUCCGCUAUACCUGCUUUUGUUGCUGUUGUUAUUGUCGUGGUUGUUGUUUUUGUUGAGCUGCUGCAGGCUGCGUUGAUUAGCUUCAUCGAUCGCUCAAUAUUUGGGAUCGACACGUUUAUGUAUAGUAAAUGCGAUUUUGUGAGGAGAAUCGACUGUAAUAUGGCAAGGGAGCAUUCGAGGAUCGUUGUAUGUUACUUUUCUAGUUUUCUAUUAUUCCUCUCGCAGAAGUAAGCGUGGGUGCCGGUAGCUGCUUCGCCCACUAUAGCAACAACAACAAACUGUAGCCGGUCUGGCCUCCCUCUCCUCUGCGUUUUAUGGUAGCCUCGAGUGAGGCGUGUCGGAACAAUAAUAAGCGCGUCCACCGUACAAACAAAAUCUAAUCCAGCAUAUUUAUAUGUAUAUAUAUCCCGUGUCACCUGCGACCAUUCCCUGUCGGACACAAUAUCCUGCCAACCCAUGCCAAAAUCUCUUUUUCCGUCACAUGUCUUCCUCUGUCUUUUCAUCAUAUGGCCUUUUCUACAACAAUUACUAUUUACCACUAAUGCGUAGAAUAUAAUCUACGAAUGUAUGUACAUACCAUAUGCUUUAUAGGUGCAUACAUUUGUAUCUAUUAGAAUUAGCCGUCCCACGUCUAGUUCCACGGUGACAUCUUGUGCACGCGUUCUUCAACUAAAUUUUAACAGCUACGACUAUUAAUAACUCGACUUUCACCCAGCCCAUCCAUCCUUUUAUUCAUUCAUUACCGUUGUUGUUGUUGUUGACCCGAUCUGGCGUGCAGUGUGACGGGAUUUAGAUUCAGAUCGAUCGUUGAUUGAUUGGUUAGCUGAUUAGUGGACUGAUGAUUAGCUCAUGAUCAUUGGUAUAAUGCUAAAUGCAGUUGAUGGUGCUAAGCUUCACGAUGAUGGCUAUAAUAAAGGAACCGAUGUUUCUUGAAACAGACAAAAAGAGAUGGAUUGAUAUACAUAUAGAGACAACAUAUAUAAAAUAUGCUGAUGAAUGAAUGAACGUGAUUGUGGUAAUGUUGGCGAUGAUGAUAGUGGUGAUGUUGCUGCUGGUGGAUGUUGGUAAUUGUGGACGUGGUGAACGGCGGCGCGGGGUAUAUGGCGGCAGAGUGGUUGCCUAGCGUUCGUUCUGUUCUCUGUCGUUCUCUGUUCUAGGAGAGAAGCCGUUCGUAUGU
Molecule: messenger RNA, 4985 nt
Organism: Varroa destructor (honeybee mite)
Lineage: Eukaryota; Metazoa; Arthropoda; Arachnida; Mesostigmata; Varroidae
Biological process (GO): regulation of transcription by RNA polymerase II
Cellular component (GO): nucleus
Molecular function (GO): DNA-binding transcription factor activity, RNA polymerase II-specific; RNA polymerase II cis-regulatory region sequence-specific DNA binding
Source: RefSeq, a predicted model, not a curated record